This is a messenger RNA of Cotesia glomerata, 2388 nucleotides long. It is a transcript of the gene Sec61alpha, whose product is annotated as protein transport protein Sec61 subunit alpha. Bases 247 to 1677 code for a protein of 476 amino acids. NCBI's taxonomy places the organism in Eukaryota, Metazoa, Arthropoda, Insecta, Hymenoptera, Braconidae. Gene Ontology annotation, molecular function: ribosome binding; transmembrane protein transporter activity; signal sequence receptor activity. The record is from RefSeq and is a predicted model, not a curated record. Gene Ontology annotation, biological process: post-translational protein targeting to membrane, translocation; SRP-dependent cotranslational protein targeting to membrane, translocation. The transcript has 7 exons. Gene Ontology annotation, cellular component: membrane; Sec61 translocon complex.
CAUCAUCAGGUCACGUGACCACGUCGUAUUGAUACGUGUCGUUUAAGUGUGCCCCGAUUCGUCGGUUCUUCUAGCCUGCCGAACGUAUUCAUCAUCAGUUGAGAUUAUCCAGCGGAAUAGGACCCGCAUAUAUCUAAGUCACUCCAAGUCGACUUUCGACUUGGCAUUUUACGUCAAAUUUAUUAUUUAAAGUAUUAAUUACUCGCCCAUAGUGUUGGCUAAUAUUCGCCAAAUAACGGAUCCACCAUGGGGAUUAAAUUUUUGGAGGUGAUAAAACCGUUCUGCAGCGUUUUGCCGGAAAUAGCGAAGCCCCAGAGAAAAAUUCAAUUCAGAGAGAAAGUACUAUGGACUGCAAUCACUCUCUUUAUCUUCCUCGUGUGCUGUCAGAUUCCACUUUUCGGAAUCAUGUCUUCAGACAGUGCAGAUCCUUUCUACUGGAUAAGAGUAAUUCUUGCGUCAAACAGAGGUACAUUGAUGGAGUUGGGUAUUUCUCCAAUUGUAACUUCUGGCUUGAUAAUGCAGUUGCUUGCCGGAGCUAAAAUUAUUGAAGUAGGCGACACACCAAAAGACCGAGCGCUCUUCAAUGGAGCACAAAAAUUAUUCGGUAUGGUAAUUACUGUUGGACAAGCAAUUGUUUAUGUAAUGACUGGUAUGUACGGUGACCCAGCUGAAAUUGGAGCUGGAGUGUGUCUGUUGAUCAUCAUCCAGCUCUUCGUCGCUGGUUUGAUCGUACUGCUGUUGGAUGAACUUCUUCAGAAAGGUUACGGUUUGGGAAGUGGUAUCUCACUUUUCAUCGCCACGAACAUCUGUGAAACAAUUGUUUGGAAGGCCUUUUCUCCGGCUACGGUCAACACUGGUCGUGGUACUGAGUUCGAGGGUGCGAUUAUUGCAUUGUUCCACCUGGUAGCAACCAAACCAGACAAAGUACGAGCCUUAAGAGAAGCUUUCUACCGUCAAAACCUUCCUAAUCUCAUGAACUUACUCGCCACCAUCUUGGUCUUCGCUAUAGUCAUUUACUUCCAGGGCUUCCGAGUUGAUCUACCAAUCAAGUCGACCAGGUAUCGUGGUCAAUACAGUAGCUACCCAAUAAAACUUUUCUACACCAGUAACAUCCCAAUUAUUCUGCAAUCAGCGUUGGUCUCCAAUCUUUACGUUAUCUCACAAAUGUUAGCCGUUAAAUUCCACGGAAAUAUUAUUGUAAACUUAUUGGGAGUUUGGUCUGAUGUUGGUGGAGGUGGUCCGGCUAGAUCGUAUCCUGUGGGUGGUCUUUGUUAUUACUUGUCGCCACCUGAAUCUGUGGGACACAUUGUUCAAGAUCCAGUUCACGCGUUCUUGUACAUUCUCUUCAUGUUGGGCUCUUGUGCUUUCUUCUCCAAGACCUGGAUUGAAGUGUCUGGAAGCUCCGCUAAAGACGUCGCUAAACAGCUGAAAGAACAACAGAUGGUAAUGAGAGGACACCGUGACAACUCAAUGAUUCACGAAUUGAAUCGUUACAUUCCAACAGCCGCAGCAUUCGGUGGUCUCUGUAUUGGAGCGCUUUCUGUUCUCGCCGAUUUCUUGGGAGCUAUUGGAUCGGGUACUGGUAUUCUUCUUGCAGUAACAAUCAUCUACCAGUACUUCGAAAUCUUUGUGAAAGAGCAGAGUGAAAUGGGUGGAAUGAGCACGUUAUUGUUCUAAAUAUAAUUAGAGACUUUAAAAGUGAAUAAUUUUUUUUUUUACAAUCAAGAUAUAUUUUAAGUAUAAUUUAUUUAAAGAAAAAAAAAAGAGAAAAAGAAAAAAAAACGAUCCAAGCUUGGAUAUUAAUGGCAGUGUUUUUGGUCUGUCGUUUUAUGAAAGACGUUUAUUUAUAAAAAAAAAAUAACACAAGAUUUAACGUCCAGUUAUAUUAGUUUACUUAUUAAAUUAAUCUUGAUACAGGUUAAGGUGACUCGAGGAAACUCGAGUUGAUGCCAAUUGGGGCAUGAUCGUCUUCCUGAUGAUCAUUUAAUAACACAUACCAUAAUUCAAGACUUGAUUGUACAUAGAGUUGGAUCGAAUGUCUCAAUUAAGACAAUCGGUGUUUUUCUACUCGAGCUAAACAAUAGCUCAUGCGAAUGCGCGGAGUAGCAGCAAUAUAACUUUCGUCAGCAUUUAUGUUGUGACGUUUGUUUAACAAUUUAAUAAUUAUUAAAUAGAUAUAUUAUAAAAUUUAAGCUCUCGGUGCAUUCGUCAUGAUUUUUGACAGGACGCGGUGCCCACCUUAGGGUAGAUUGUUGAGUAAUUCUUAACGAAAGAUACUCAUCUAAGGUACCAUCAUUCCUGUAUUAUUAUUAAUAAUGAUACAAAUUAAAAUAAUUUUGUCUCUUGUAUUUUUAAGAGUGAUUUUAUUAAAAAAUAAUAUUUCAUACC